Molecule: messenger RNA, 2424 nt
Organism: Exophiala aquamarina CBS 119918
Lineage: Eukaryota; Fungi; Ascomycota; Eurotiomycetes; Chaetothyriales; Herpotrichiellaceae
Exons: 5
Coding region: 1-2424 (807 amino acids)
Source: RefSeq, a predicted model, not a curated record
AUGAAGCCUUUACACUUGCCUCUCUCUUCAUGGCUACUAGCCUUGCAGCCUACUGUGACAUUUGCUUAUUGGCGCAUGGCUUGCGCCGUCUCACAAACCUCUAGGGCCGACCCCAUCGUGGAUCCAGGUACCGUGUCUGGACAUGUACAUAAAUUUGCAGGAGGAAACAACGUUAAUCAAAAUUCGGACUUCAAUUCACUGCUGUCGUCGACAUGCUCAUCCUGCGAGAUUCAAAGCGACAAGUCUGCUUAUUGGACGCCCCAACUGUACUUUGCCCAUGCAAAUGGCAAGUUUGAAGAAGUUCCAAACUUCGGCAUGACAGUUUAUUAUGUCGCAGGACGAGGAGGGACUUCUUCGAAUACGCAACCCUUUCCCCCAGGGUUUAAAAUGAUCUCUGGAGAUUCAACAGCAAGGUCGUAUGAUAGUACAACCAUGACAUAUUUGAAUACACGGCCAGUGGCCGACAGGGUAAGUUUUCGUUGUAUUGAUGAAGCUAACGAUAUUCCAGAACAACACUAUAUGUUUCGAACUGACUGCGUCAAUGGUAUGCGAGCUCAAAUCAAUUUCCAAUCUUGCUGGGACGGCGAGAAUCUCUAUCUUGAAAACUCUGCACACGUCGCAUAUCUUUCUGGCAUAGACUAUGGCUCCUGCCCUCCUUCGCAUCCCAUCCCUAUUCCUGGGUUGUUCUUCGAAGUCCUCUACUUCACCAAUCAGGUCGAUCAAUCCGGGGGUGGAGAGUUUGUCUUCUCAAAUGGUGACGCUACAGGCUAUUCAUUUCAUGCCGACUUCAUCAAUGGCUGGGACAUGGAUAUACAGGAUGCAGCCGUGAAGAAUUGUCUGUACACUGACGAUGGUGGCGUUAUAAGUGCCUGCGAAUAUCUUGCUCCUAACCAGGACGUCAAUUUUGCGCGGACCUGCCCGCAACAGCCCUCGGUAUUUGACGAACAAUCCCUUGGUGUCAUAGACGCUUUACCCGGUUGCAAUCCUAUCACACAUGGCCCUGAGAGCGUUGUUCAAGAGACCUGCCCUGUAGGGCAACAUGCCCUGGAAGGACCAUCCGCUAGCAGCCAAUCUUCUACGACACUACAACCGACCACCUUGGGAUCGAGCUCCGCUGCAUCAUCUACACCAGGAUCCGUUCAGCCAGCUGUGGAUAGUAGUUUGGCAGUCUCAAGUUCCAGUGCUUCUUCUGUCUCGACGUUCGCGUCCUUCAAUCUAUCCUCCACAAAAUCAUCAACUAUUGCAGGGGCUUCAGGCCUGUCACCCUCGUCACAAAUCCCUCCAUCAAGCACACAAGAUCCAUCCACCUCGACAACGUCCAUGGAUACCACUACUUCACCAUCAUCAACGCCUAGUUCUGGAGUCAUUGUUAACUCAACUGCGUCCGCGGCCCCGACUUUGACUUCCUUAGAAGAUCCAACAGCCCCUAUAACCGAUGGUCCAACUGGGUCUGUCACCUCGGUACUGUAUCCAGACACAUCCAUUACCACUGCCACAUUAUCAAGUCAAUCCUUUGGAGACCUCAGCUCAAGCGUUUCUCCGUCGGGCCAAGUCACGUUCACAACUCUAGAGACAACCUCACCCAUCAACGGAGCGCAGGAGGAGUCAAUAUCUACAACAACAGUUACAAGUUACACGACUAUAACAGUGACCAUUCCUUUCAACAGAGCCGGGAACUUUAUUGCUGUAACAACCACAGCUUCUUCGGCUGUUCAGAGUGCAAUUCCUGGAGCUCAAUCUACAACAACUAUCCUGAUGACUUCAACAUCGGGAGACUAUUCCAGCACCGGAGUUCCACCGAAUACCAUCCGAACAGAAGGCAGUACAGAGUCGCUAGCUCCAACCGGGACAGCGGUCAGCACGCCCAUUGCGGUCGACGAAACUGUGACUAUACAAACGACAGCCACCCUCGUUAGCAGUGGCGAAAUAUUCACAAUUACCGGACCCACGACGACCACAUUUCUUUCUGAUGCAGCUACGAGUAUGGGAGAUGACGUGGAGUCUACCACGACCAUGUGGACCACUGUGACAAUGUUUGUAACAGUCACACCUACAAGUACUCGCACCAUCCAUUACGGGACAAUGUCUUCCACUGGCGCAGUGGCCCCCGCGACUACCUCUCAGGACACUACCUUUGCCACUUCCGUUGUGAGUCCAGGUGCGGGAAGCAGUGUGCUUGUCUCCUCGACAAUCAGCAUCGAUAAUGCCCUAGGCUGCUCGCUUUACUCCGAAUAUUCUCUGGUGGGAUGCGCUUACUCGCCAGACUCCCCGACAGGAGCGGCGGCCACAGCUUUUGUCACAGUGACAGCUCCAAUCGCGGAAGAGACAACAUCAACAGCCCAAACAACAUUGAUGCUGUCGAUAUCAUCCAUCAAUACAACAGUCUUCACCCUUCGAGGACGAAAAGUCACUUUAAUAGGGUGA